This is a messenger RNA of Acanthoscelides obtectus, 4593 nucleotides long. Lineage: Eukaryota; Metazoa; Arthropoda; Insecta; Coleoptera; Chrysomelidae. The record is from the annotation of a GenBank genome assembly.
AAGUACUUCCAGCGAAUAAAGUAUUGCGAAAAGUAUAUGUGCACUUCUUUCUAAAAUAAUAAUUUUUUGUUAGAUUAUUCAAAACCAUUGAGGAAAAUACAGACCUGCAAAAUCUCGCUUUUGGGCAUGUUGUGUUUUGUCUGGACGUAAUUGGACUACGAAUGGGGUUUAAUAGAUGUUCUGCAGUCACAAAACGGCUUUUAAUGCCACGGCUUAUGCCAACUUCACGUUUCCCCGAUUGGCAUUUAUUAUUCUAACUUGAAUUUGAUUUAUGAAGCAAGUUUAAAAGUCGUAAGUCUGUACAUAAAUGGGCCUCUCUGCACGUGUACACCUCUUUUCCGACGCUAAUGUUAUUUAGGAAGGGAAUGAGGCAUGAAAACCAUCUUUUUUCUAUGACUAGAGCUGGGCUUUUUUUAUAUUUGGAUUAUAUCACCUUUAAAAUAUUUGUCGUAUUAUAUUUAUGUUAUAGGACUGGAAUAUGCACUUUAGAGCUUAAUUACAUAAAUGCAUGAAUUUCCACUUUGUUCCAUUGUAAGCCCUGCGAUUAAAUAAUGGAAGUAUUUUUUAAUUCGACGUACUGACGUUUUAUGUCACUUCCGUAUUAUGUCAACAUUUAGCGCGAUUUUAGUUGUCAGUAUAUAUAAUUAUUGUUUUGUGGUUGUCAUGUUGUCAACAUAUAUUUAUUUUGAUCGUUUUUAUGCUUGUAGUUUUUUAUUUGUAUUUUCUUGAUAUAUUCAAUUAAUAUAUUUGAUAAAGAAAAAUGCCGAUGGUACAUGAGCCUUUGAGGUAUGCUCACGAUGAGGGGCACACAGAUAUUUGUUUUACUGAAGAUGGAAGCAAAUUCAUAACAUGCGGGGCUGAUGGAGAUAUCAGAAUAUGGUCUUCGGACGAUAGCGAAGACCCUGUACAUAAUUGCGUAGGUGAACUUGCAUGGGCUGUAGGUCAGAAAGGCGAACAUGUGUUUGUAGCAACAGGAAGCAAUGACAUCCAGAUCAUCAAGAUUGUAGAUGGCGAGAGAGAUGGUGUAAUGGGUCGUUAUACUGCUCCAAUUAAUCACAUUGCAGUAGCAAAGAAUAGUUUCCUCAUUGCUCUAGCUGGCGAAGAUAUGGAAGUAAAGUUGGUAGAUGCUGGGAACACAUCAAGAGAUGUAACUGUUUUUGAUGGUCUUGAAGGUCCUUGUCUGAGUGUGGCAAUUUGUCCGAGAUCAAAAUUUCUAGCAGCAUCUUCAGGUGAUACCAAAAUGAGGGUCUGGAACAUAGAGACCAAGGCUAUUGUGAAGGAAAUAAGCUGUUCCCCUAAAGCAAAUAGCUUUGAAAAUGCUAAGACUUUGUGUCGAAUGGAUUUUGAGCCUUCUGAAGGGAAAAUGCUGGUAUACCCUAUUAAGAACACAUUAGUGGUAUUGAAUGUGGAAUCAUGGUCUGAGGUAACAACAUUGAUCUGUCAAGAAGUAGAUGCCUCAUACUCAAUAGUUAAAUAUUCGCCUUGUGGCAGAUAUAUUAUGGGUGCUACAGAUAAAGGAGACUUUGUCUUAUGGGACACUAUCACAGAAAAUUUAGUGAAUGUUAGUAAACAUGAAAAAAAUGUUGCUGUUUGUGGACUGGCUUGGAAUCCUAAAGGGAAUGGAGAAGUGAUAUAUACUGAUGUUGAAGGAGAGCUAGGCAAGAUAACAGGUGUAGUAGAGUCUAAUAAUACACAUGCACAUGACAAAGGCGAGCCUGUCGGGAGUAGGCUUGGAGAUAAUGUUGAAUUUGGUGAAAUGGAAAUGAUGGAGAAUUAUGAUGAUGAAGACAACGAGAAUUCUAUUUCAGUCGAAAAACUCAAGAGAGAUAUCAUGGGUAGUCUAGAACCUGAAUUAGAGACACUAGCUGAUAAUGCAUCGGUCCAUUCCAGAAGUCCUACGCCAAGGACACCAGAGACGCCUCUGCAAUCACCAUUCAUGUCUUCUUCAACUCCUGUUCAUUUAGAUGCAAGAUAUAUGUGCUGGAAUGACAUUGGAAUAAUUAGGUGCUACGGCAAUAAUGCAUACGAGGGCGAUACAAAAUCCAUAGAGGUCGAAUUCAUUGAUUCGACAUUCCACAGCAGUAUGAUGAUUAGAAAUUAUUUGGACUAUACGAUGGGUUCUAUAAGUAAAGGAGCUCUUGCUGUAGCAAAUUCUAGUCAGCUUUAUGUGAUACCUCUGGCAGCUGUUACAAAAGAAUGGAUUCUGAAAGUUGAAGAACCAGAGGAAAUUAUUUUAAUAGCCAGCUCCGAAAACUUGGUGUGCUUUGCUAUGAAUAACUAUAUAGUGCGCGUAUGUUCUAUUUAUGGCACACAGAGGGCGGUAGUAUCGGUACCUGGGACACCUGUCACAAUGACUGCAGCAAAGAAUUGCUUAUUAAUUGCUUAUCAUUCCGCACCGCCGAGAAAUGGCGACCAGUGUAUUAAUGUGAGGCAAUUCCGUUUUCAAGGGAUGUCCAUGGACUCCAAAGAUAUAAGUUGUGCAUUGGGCCCAGAAUCGACAAUGAGUUGGCUAGGAUUUUCUGACAAGGGCACGCCAGCCAUACUAGAUUCAUUGGGGAUGCUUUACAUGUAUCCUCUCGCUACUAAUACUUGGAUCCCCUUUUGUGACACUUCUAAACAUAUGAAAUCUCCAGGAGAUAAGUUCUUUGUCACAACAGUGUUUGAGACAUACCAAGCAGUUGGAGGUAUCAAAUGUAAAGGUUGUGCUUACCCUGGUUUGAUCCCGAAGCCUACACUAUGUGAGCUACCGCUAGAACCUGCUUUUGCGGAACCUUCAACGGAAAAAUCGCAAAUGGAAAUGAAUCUUUUCACAUGGUCUACUCUACAAGUAGAUGAUGUUGAUAAGAAGGCUAAGGAAACAGCGCUGAAAACUUUUGCCUUAGCAUGUAGGAACAAUUUAGAUGAAAGAGCAUUUGACUUGAUGGAGAUUUUAUCUAAUCCUCAAGUGAUAACACUAGGACUAAAGUAUGCUUCGAAGUUGGAAAAAAGGAAAUUGGUUGAAAAACUUAUGGAUCUUGCAACAAAAAUUGCAGAUGCUGGAGAAGGUUUGGGUGUUGCGCAUUUAGCGGCAACACCGGAUACCAAUACUAUCAAGCCUCCUAGGAAAUUGAUAUUGAGCUCUAGCAGAGGCACUCCAAAAAAUAGGGUUGAGAAGAAUUCUCUUAUCCCAGAGAUGCCCAGUAGUAUUUCUAAAUAUGUUGAUGUUUUGGAUGGGUCUGUGAAUGAGACAGAAAAUACUGAAAAUGACACGAAUGGAAGUCUGGUAAUUGAUUCUCAGGAUUCAAUAAAUUCAGAAGCUACGCUAAAAGAAAACAAAACAAAAUGUAGCUUUCUGAAGAGUUUGAAGAAAGCACAGAAUAAAAUUUCGAAUCCUUUAAGUCUAACUGAUAAAUAUGCAGGCGUAAAUUUGGAAAGCAAAGAUACACAUGAAACGUCUGGAAAUAGAGAGACCGGUGAAAAACGUAAGACAUCGGAAUCUGAAACAGAUAAUCAGAAAGAAAAACAAAGAAAACUGGAUAGUUUUAGAUUUAUGAAGCGUACUUAGAAUACAGUGGCUAUUUUACUAUUUUCAAUCAAGUAAAGCGAUUGUACAACUUAUAUUUUGUAUGUUAUGUAAGGAUUCCAUUUAUUUUAUAUUCUAGUUUUCCUUGGGUCACUGAAAAUUCCUUUUUCGAACAUGCUCUCCCAUUCUUUUCCAUUGGGAUAGACAUAAUUUUCUAGUGCUUCUUUCUUGAAUUCUGUGCUGUAACCGGGUUCCUGCAAGAAACAUAUGAUGUUAUACAAGGAACUAAGUAUGGAUUUAGCAUAUACAUAGGAAGAAAAAAAAUGUGGUCACAGAGAAACGUCUUACAGACACACACCUAAUGAACGCAGUUUUUUUUCAUAUUUUGUAUCUAAAUAAAUGGUGAACAAGCAAAGUAGGUUGAACGUUCUAGUCUAAGUAAGUCAUAUUAUAGUUAGAUCGAGAAUUUCUGCCAUACAGCUGAACGACCUUUGAAAUGGAAUGCUCUACUUUUUCUACAAUUUUUAUAUUGUGUUUAUACAUUACAUAUUUUUUUUUCUGAUUUGUCUGAUAUGAGAGGGUCUUUCCUUUCAGAGUUGUCAGCUGUACGUGCCAAAUUUUCAAACUAUGUAUGGAUGUCACUUACACCCUAUUAAUUUCAUAACCAUGGUACUCACCCUAGGAGCUAAAUAAUGAGCGUUUUCGACAAUACAUGGAUAUACGAAGUGCUCAUGUUGCUGGUCAAUAUAUUCGACAUAUUUGCCUUCAGAUGAACCUGAUAACGCCACAUAGUCCCACAUUUGCAAAUGUUGAACCAUCUCACAAAGACCUACCCCACCUGCGUGAGGGCAUACUUUCACUUAAAAAUAAAAUAUGGCGUUAGUCAUGACCGAAUUCUAAUUUCGCAUAGGAAGGUAGAUCUUUUUAUUUUGAAAACUAAAACUAAUAGCUUAGACAUAGCCCUAAUAAUGACUACCUACCGCAUUCGUUUAUAUCAUCAUUUAGACAUUAUUUCAUUUUUGAGAAUGUCUUUAAAAGAUAUUUGAAGAUACAAGUGGAUAAAGGUGCCAUGUAAAAAAAAUCAUUGUAUG